UUUCCCAUGCAUAUCGAAACCAGGAAAUUGUCGUCGACAUAUCUUUGCUCUCGCAACUGCGUUUUAUAAUGUUUCAUGAUAAUCCGAAGAUACAGGUGUCAAUAUAAACAAUCCCUUAGCCUGUCAACACCGUGGCAACUGUAGAGAGGACGGAUACAGAUUUGAUUUUUAUACUGAAACGAACAGGAUAUGGGUCAGCUGUGACUGCUGUUGAACAAUGGAAGAAGUUCAGAGAGAGGCUCUGAGACGGAGCCGAGUCUUCCUGGUGACCAAUCUAAUGCCCAACACUCUGUGGGACCACCUGGUUGAAAAAGGUGUCUUCACAGACAUGAUGUUGGAAUAUAUCAAGUGCAAAACCCCCAGAAGUGAGCAGGUCCGAACUCUCCUGUCGGACUUGAACCGCCGACACCGAGGGGCAUACAGUGCUUUCCUGGAAUGUUUGGAGGAAACGGGUCACGAACACUGUGCCCAACACAUACGCGGCCAUGAAAUGAAAUAUCGUGUUGAGAAAGGGCUCGCUCCGGUAAUGCAGGAGACGAGCUCAAACACCAGCAGUGAGCAGGCGCCUUCUGGGAUGAUUGUCGGUCAGACGGCCCAAGUGGUGACAACUUCGCCUCAUACGCAGCCCGUUGAUGACGAUGAAGAUGUGGAGAUGCUAUUACAGGACAAUCCUCAGUCGUCCACAUCUCAAUCAAGCUCAAGUGAACCUCCAUCCAUACCUCUGCAUGGCUACACCUACCACAGGCGUUAUACCACUGAUGAAGUUUACAACAUGGACAGCACUCCACGUGGUCAUGUGUUCAUCAUCAACAACUGCAAGUUUGACUACUUGGCUGAAAGAACAGGAACACACAGAGAUGCACAAAACGUGAAAACUAUGUUUGAGGAACUAGGAUUUGAAGUCAACAUUUUACAUGAUUUAACAGCUGAGAUGAUGAGGAUCAGGCUGAGAGAAUUUGCGAGGAAAUGUCCCUGGAACCAAGUUGAUUCUUGUGUGGUGGUGAUUCUGACUCACGGCAGUGACGCCCAGCGGAUGUAUGGCACCGAUGGGAACUUUGACAAUUACAACUUCAUCACUAAUAGAGAUCUUUUUGACAUAUAUGGUAGCAGCAACUGCCCUGGCCUACAAGGGAAACCGAAGUUCUUUCUGAUACAAGCUUGCCGGGGAUCGGAAGAAGACUUGGGCUGUGUUAGUCUCUCCCCCACAAGGCAUUCUAUACAGGAAACCACUGAAACAGAUAUCAUGGCUGAACAGGGCGAUGCCUUCGCGGAAACCGAUCGACCAGAUGGACGUAGCCUGGGCUUGCUGUCUCUCCCGUCCUUCUCCGACAUGAUCAUUGCUCAUUCCAGCGUAGCAGGGUUCGUAUCGUACAGGAAUACAGAGCACGGGAGCUAUUUCAUAAGUUCGGUGGUGGAGGUGUUCAGGAACUUUGCAGACAAGUGUGAUAUUAACGACAUGCUCACAAAGGUUAACAGGAAGAUCGCUGAGAACUUCCAGACGGAGGACGGCAAGAAGAUGAUGCCAGCCUCCACAAACCAGCUGCUCAAGAAGUGGUUCCUCAAUCCCCAGAUCCGACAGGCGCCGCGAUAAGAGUGUCUGGUUGAAAGAUGUUCUUAAGGAUUUGUGUGAAGAGAAAGAGAGAAAAUAUGAGAUGUGUUUGGUCAGAACUAUUGAUUGAUUAUCAAAUCCCUGAAAAUAAUUUGUAAUUAAGACUGCUUUGAGGGGUUUUGUGUCAAAUCAUGCUAAUAAGAUAUGUAAAUCAAUAGAUUCAUAUGAGAAUUCACACGUUUCUAGGGUAACAUGGUCACAUAAUAACACAUACAUAACUAAUAGGGCUGGGACGGGUAACUCUGGUACUCGGAUGGGGUGGGUACUGAGUAGGACCCGGGUACCCACAGGACUACCCAGACCAAAGGUUAGUCACGUGAUAUAGUGUUAAAUGGCAAAAAUUGUCCGCAUUUCUUUCUGAUUUUAUAAAUUUGAAUAGAGAUAAAAGGUUAUGCAAGACCAGAUCGUUUUAUACGAGUAUCUGAAGACAUUUUGCCAGGGCUAUGGUCAAAAUAUUCCCAAUCGGACAAUUGUACCUAUCUCUUGACACCAACAGCGGGUACCCGGGUAGGGUUGGGUAAUAGGGGGGUAGGUACCCUGGUAGUAAAUUUAGACUCAUCCCAGCCCUAAUAAUUAGCCUAUCAGAUGCAAGCACAGAUAAUGUAUAGGAGAAAAAGUAUGUCAAAAACUGAAAUUUAGCUGUCAGUGCUAACAGGAUGUUUUAGUGUUCCAAUAGAUCAAUACCAUGCUGGGUCGCCGACGGUAAAGACAUGAGCAAAUAUUUGUACAGUACAAACAUUAGAACAAGGAAAUAUUUUGUUUACAGAUUUUAUAAUCAAUGUGCCACAAGUCAAGAAACCAAGAAAAUAUGAGAUUUGAUGAAACUCUCGUUUUUAUCAAUUUAGAAUUUAGGAUGGGUUGAUCAACAAAAAAACAAAAACGAAAUUGGUCCUUCCAUGUGAAGUGAGCUGCAGUACCUCGUGGCUUUAUAUGUUUGUCAGUGUUUUGAUUUUUAUACUUUAUCUAUUAAAACCACCUUUUAAUUUUUAGAGGUUUUGGAAAAUGUUUGAACAUGAACAAGUCUUUGAGUUUCAGUGAUUCAUUGAUUGAGGUAGAGACACUUGCUUUAGACCUUUAAGAACUGAGGCAGGACUUAUAUGUGUCAAAAAGACAAAAGAUCACUUUUAUGGUCAGUAAGUGUUUUUAAAUGUUUAACAAUUAUACCGUAUUCCACGUAAUAAGCGCCCUGCUCUAAUAAGCGCCCACGGCGAUAUUUGCUAAUAUAUUGGCGAGUGAACAAUCCCAGUUAGCACCCCUUCCGAU
Molecule: messenger RNA, 2872 nt
Organism: Haliotis rufescens (red abalone)
Lineage: Eukaryota; Metazoa; Mollusca; Gastropoda; Lepetellida; Haliotidae
Product: caspase-3-like
Exons: 9
Coding region: 218-1591 (457 amino acids)
Biological process (GO): proteolysis; regulation of apoptotic process
Molecular function (GO): cysteine-type endopeptidase activity
Source: RefSeq, a predicted model, not a curated record